Messenger RNA from Hibiscus syriacus, 911 nucleotides. RefSeq lists its product as uncharacterized. The transcript has 2 exons. The coding region runs from base 112 to 888 and encodes 258 amino acids. NCBI's taxonomy places the organism in Eukaryota, Viridiplantae, Streptophyta, Magnoliopsida, Malvales, Malvaceae. The record is from RefSeq and is a predicted model, not a curated record.
CUCAUACAUCUCUAUAGUGUUUGUUAUAUAAAAAAGGGAAAAGAAAAAGAGAGGGAGAAAAAAAAACCAUUUCGACACUCACUUCCUCUUUGUAAAGAAACCUCUCUGGCUAUGGCUGCCGAUGUUAGCUAUUUACAUAGAGUUUUAAGCCGGUACAAGGAUGAUCGAAUGGCGGGGAAUGAAUCCGGUGGAGCAAAACCAACGGCUUUGAUCACUAGGGAUUUGCUUGGAGUCGGAGGCCGCGAUGGUGGCGCCGGUGAUGGUGGUACAGGCGGUGGCUCCGACUUGAUCAUUAUGAAAAAUGAUCAAUUAGAAGAACUUAACCUUGAUGUUCAAGUCCCUAACGGAUGGGAAAAGCGCCUAGACUUGAAGUCUGGUAAGGUGUACUUGCAAAGCUGCAAUUCAUCAAAUUCUUCACAAUCAACAGAUGGAACCAACCACCAAAUCAAUCAAACAGUGCCAAAGCUUCAAGAUUUGAACUUCCCACCUUCUAAACCUUUUAUAAACCUUUUCGACGAGACUAACCUAGAACUGAAACUAGUCUCAUCCUCCUCCACCACUUAUCAGAGCGUGUGCACACUCGACAAAGUAAAAUUCGCGCUCGAAAGGGUAGAGAAACAGCCGAUCAAAAAGCGAUCACCAUCUUCCUCGUCAUCGUGGAAGCCAUCCUUGUUGUCGCCUUUGUAUUCUUCGUCUCCGAUCAAAGGUUCACGAGAUGCCGGUGGGGAUCAAGAGAGGUUGCUUGCCUCGCCGGUUGUGGCCGGUUGCCCCGGAUGCUUAUCGUAUGUCAUGAUAGUGAAGCAUAAGCCUAGAUGUCCUAGGUGCAACACCCUUGUUCAAUUGCCGUUUUCUAAGAAGCCUCGCAUUGAUCUCAAUAUAUCAAUUUGAGGGGAAAAUUUCAAGUUAUUCUA